Molecule: messenger RNA, 7261 nt
Organism: Sinocyclocheilus anshuiensis
Lineage: Eukaryota; Metazoa; Chordata; Actinopteri; Cypriniformes; Cyprinidae
Product: zinc finger and BTB domain-containing protein 16-A-like
Exons: 7
Coding region: 378-2324 (648 amino acids)
Biological process (GO): regulation of transcription by RNA polymerase II
Cellular component (GO): nucleus
Molecular function (GO): DNA-binding transcription factor activity, RNA polymerase II-specific; protein binding
Source: RefSeq, a predicted model, not a curated record
CCGGGCUGUAUUUUUCUCUGUAAGUUGGUCUUAAUACUUUAAUUUUCAGUCUUAUGUAAAUGACUAUUAGGAGUUUUGGUUUAAUUCCAGUAAUAGAACACCACAGUACUGUUUACCUCACCAGCUCCAUCCUAAAAGCACUAACGAUCAUAGGGUUCGUGCGCGCGGCGCCUCAGUGAAAACAGCGAGCCAUUGCUUUGACGUCACGGUGAUGAUGACGAUUGGAAUCCGCACGGCGAGUGUAGUGCGCGUGAAGCGGCUCCUGUGAACCUCAGUAUGUUGAUGCCUUAAUAACAAGUGUUCAAUUUACGCGCCAGUUGCAGGAGCACUCAAGGAGAGAAGCAAGUCCGUGAGAUGGUUCGGUAGAUGUCGAUGUAAUGGAUUUGACUAAAAUGGGUGCGAUCCACCUCCAGAACCCCAGCCAUCCCACAUCGCUCCUGCAGAAGGCCAACCAGAUGCGCCUCUCUGGGACAUUGUGUGAUGUGGUCAUCAUGGUCGACAGCCAGGAGUUUCAUGCCCACAGAACCGUGCUCGCAUGUGCUAGUAAGAUGUUUGAGAUCCUGUUCCACCGCAACAGCCAACAUUACACUCUGGACUUCCUCUCACCAAAGACCUUCCAGCAGAUUCUGGAGUACGCCUACACCGCCACGCUUCAAGCCAAGCUGGAGGACCUGGACGACCUGCUCUAUGCCGCAGAGAUUUUAGAGAUAGAAUACUUGGAGGAGCAAUGUCUGAAGAUCUUGGAAACCAUUCAGGCGUCUGAAGAGAACGACACGGACGUGAACAUGAACGAGAACGGCGCCGAGGAUGCCGAUGACCGCAAGAUCAAGUACCUUAAGAGCACAUUUAUCUCUAAAAAGCAUUCCAUACAGGAUGCCGGCCAUCGCUUGGCGCUGGUCAGCAUGGUCGAUAAGAGAUCUUCAGAGUCCAUCCAACUGGGUCUUUCAACUGUCAGCCCGACUAAAGCAGCCGUAGAGGGCCUGAUGAGCAUGGGGCAGUCUGUCCUCCAAGGAAACAUGGCCCAGAGUUUCUCAAACAACCUUGGUAACUCAUCUCCAUUGCUAGAUAAAAUCAAGACUGAGAUGAUGCAGGUAGAUGAGGACUACCAACAUGAUGGUGGCUUCCCCAGGAACGACUCCAGGCAGCUCCGGGACACUCCUGGAACCCCGACCAGAGGUAGCGUCAUCACCAGCGCCCGCGAGCUCCACUCUGCCGAUAGUUCUGCUGAUUCCCAUGGAGACAGCAGCCAAGUGGGUCUAGUCAAUAUGGCCAGUCUGGCUGAUAGACAUUUCGCUUCGCUGUGCUCUAUCCCGUCCAACCAUAAGAGUGAAAGCAUGCUGCCCUUGCCUGUGUCCAUGGCCUCAUCGCUACAUGUGCCGUCCUCCCUGGCCAUGUCGAUGGAUUUCAGUGCCUAUGGGGGACUCUUCCAUCAGAGCUUGAUUCAGAAGGAGUUCUUAAGCAAGCUUGGGGAUUUCACAGCGAAUGUAAAGCAUGAGGUCCAAACCCAGAAAGAAAGAUGUGAGGUGUGUGAUAUGGAGCUGCCUGAUAAUGAAGCUGCUGAACAACACAGGAAGUUGCAUGGUGGAGUGAAGACCUUUGGCUGUGAGUUCUGUGGAAAGCAGUUCCUGGACAGUUUACGAUUGAGGAUGCACAUGCUGUCUCAUUCAGCUGGACCAAAAGCACUAGUAUGUGAUCAGUGUGGCGCUCAGUUUUCCAAGGAAGACUCCCUGGAAGCCCAUCGACAGACUCACACAGGCUCAGACAUGGCAGUGUUUUGUCUCCUAUGUGGGAAGCGUUUCCAGACCCAGAAGGCUUUGCAGCAGCACAUGGAGAUUCACGCCGGCAUGCGCAGCUACGUCUGCAGCGAGUGCGAGCGCACCUUCCCGAGCCACACGGCGCUCAAACGCCACCUUCGCUCGCACACAGGUGACCACCCGUUCGAGUGCGAGUUCUGCGGGAGCUGCUUCCGUGACGAGAGCACUCUGAAGGGUCACAAGCGCAUCCACACCGGAGAGAAGCCUUAUGAAUGUAACGGCUGUGGCAAGAGGUUCAGCCUCAAGCACCAGCUGGAGACCCACUACCGCAUCCACACAGGUGAGAAGCCGUUUGAGUGCAAACUGUGCCACCAGCGCUCUCGGGACUACUCCGCCAUGAUCAAACACCUGCGUACCCACAACGGCGCUUCUCCCUACCAGUGCACCAUCUGCCAGGAGUACUGCCCCAGCCUCUCGUCCAUGCAGAAGCACAUAAAGGCCCACAAGCCCGAGGACGUGCCCCCAGACUGGAGGAUAGAGAAGACCUACCUGUACCUCUGCUACGUGUGAGAUGGGCCGACAAAACCGAAAGAGAAAGUGGCAAGAUGCGCCCAAGGACAUUUCACCUGAAGGUUUGCUUUUGGUCCAGGCCAAAGACGGUGAGGGGGCGUGGUCAAAGUAAUGAAAUGUGAUGUGGAUUUUUUUGACCUUUCGUUUGUGACAUGCAUUUGUGCACAUUUUUAGGAUGUAACUGCACUAGCAAAUGUUUAUGAAAUGGAAAUGUUAUAUAUGAUAAAGGGAUGUGAAUUCUGAGAAAGUGUUAGUAGUACAGUCCACCACUAUGACGAGAAUCCAUUUGUCUGCAUUCCACCCUGCUGAUCGGAGAAAUUCACUGCAUGGUCAUACUUGUAAUGUUUUAUUCAAAUAAGGAUUCCCGUAAUUUUUUUUUAUCUCCAUGGACAACACAUAAGCCAUAGAUUUUUAAGACCCCAUGAAAUCUGUCAUAGGGAUCAUCCAGUAGGCUUUAGUUACAUCACAACCAUACUUUUAAAUGCAUAUCCGUUAAAGGCCAAUGUUUAGAAUACGCUAGCAACCUCAAAGCUAACACACAUGGACUCAAAGUCUCCUAUUUUGAUUUCAUGGAGUCUUAAUGGAGCUAUUCUGAGUCAAAUAAAAACAUGGACCAAAGCUGAAAAAAUACACACAUAAUGAAACAGAGGAGCUAAACACAUUAGUGAAUGAAAUUAUGCCCUUUUUUAGUAAAAUGCUCCCUUAAGUUCAUUAUUAGGCUCUCUGGUCCUCAAUUUUCAUGGGUUUUUUUUAUAAACGCAUGCGAGGAAAUGCACAGGGUUGGACCCAUUAGUCAUUUUCUUUAAAGCAUAAUAAAGUGCUUAACAAAACAGCUUUUCUCAGUGGUACAUACAAAUUGUGCUGCCAAGCAACUGUAGUGGAUGUUUAGGGACAUUUAUUCAACCUUAAAUAACUACACUGCACUUUCAGAGUUUCAGAGGCCCGUUUUUUUUUUUUUUCAGCACCAUUUCUGCAUAAGCCAGAGAGGUGAAUCUCUGCGAUUUGCUUUCAUUUCAGUCACUUUCACACCAAAUAGUACAGCAUAUCAGUUGAUUUCUUUUUUUGUUCACAUGGUAACAUGACACAAUCACAGUUUUGCAACUGCAGGUAUUUUAGUCUAAUGAAAUGGUAAUAUCGUACUCAUAAAUCAAAUUAUGAAUUAAAAAGAGAUUAUUUUUUACAUUCAAAAACCGCAAUGCAGUAUAUGUUUCUGCAGUCUUCUGCUGAGGAUACCUGUAGUUAGCUCGCCGUUUUAGUUUGUGUUCUGUCAUCUCUGUUCGAGCGUUUUACUUGAAUUGCCUAAUUUUGUUACCUCACAUGCUAGAUUUAUUUUUGUACUAGUCUUUGUCUCUCAUUUCCUGCUGAGCUUUGUUUAAGAGCUGUGCAACGCAUUUAGAAUGCCACAUCAUCAGGCUCACACGGAAUCAGAGAGAAAUUUAAGAGAAAAUUGGAACGUUUGUUCGCAACGUUCUAUAUAUCUGCUGCCCCUUAUGUGUUUAUGUUUUGGUUAAUUGGUAAAUGUUUUAUCUAUCAAUAAGACUGUAGUACUUUACAUUUAAGGCAUUUUACUAUGUUUAAAUGUAUUCUGCACUACUAAAAAAAAGGCCUUUUUGUUUGGCGAAUUUCAACGAGCAAAAUCGCAAUACUAACUCAUGACAAUACGUAACUAUUUUAUGUUUUGGCAAAUUGGUGACCAAUUGGUGUAAAUUUGUACAAUCUCAUUUAUACUUUUUGAACACUCUGCUUACGCCCCAUUGACGGUUAAGUUUAGGGGUGGACCUUCAUGCUUACGUAUUUUUCAAAACAUCAUCAAUUUCUGCACCAAUCAGAUUGUACAAAUUCCUACAAAAUCACCUCAUAAAAUAGUUACAUUUUCUCAUGAGAUCAGGUUGGAAAUCCAGUCUUUUCAAUAGGAAUCAACAUUUUCAGAAAUGUUACAUAAGAGCGGAAGAUUUCCAUUUUUGCAGAUUUCGCAACAGGUUCAAAAUCGUCAUUUUUAAAAACAAAUCGCACAUUUUCAUAUUAAACAGAUCAUACGUAUUAAUGCAAAAUCACCACUUUGUAAAAUAGUUACCUUUUCUCAUGAGAUCAGGUUCGAAAUCCAGUCAUUUGAAUAGAAACCAACAUGAUCAGGAAUUUUACAUGAGGGCGAAAGAUUUCCAUUUUUGCAGAUUUCGCAACAGGUUCAAAAUCAUCCUUUUUUUUUUUUUAAAUCGCACAUUUUCAUAUGAAUCACAUCAUACGCAUUCAUAGAAAUCACCACCUCGUUAAAUAGUUACCUUUUCUCAUGAGACCAGGUUCGAAAUCCAGUCAUUUCAAUAGAAAUCAACAUGAUCAGGAAUUUUACAUGAGGGCGAAAGAUUUCCAUUUUUGCAGAUUUCGCAACAGGUUCAAAAUCAUCCUUUUUUUUUUUUUAAAUCGCACAUUUUCAUAUGAAUCACAUCAUACGCAUUCAUAGAAAUCACCACCUCGUUAAAUAGUUACCUUUUCUCAUGAGACCAGGUUCGAAAUCCAGUCAUUUCAAUAGAAAUCAACAUGAUCAGGAAUUUUACAUGAGGGCGAAAGAUUUCCAUUUUCGCAGAUUUCACAACAGGUUCAAAUUCAUAUAUUUUUUAAAUCGCACAUUUUCAUAUGAAUCACAUCAUAUGCAUUCAUGCGAAAUUGUCACCUCGUAAAAGAGUUACCUUUUCUCAUGAGAUCAGUUUGGAAAUCCAGUCACUUCAAAAAAAAAAAAUCCAAAUGAUCAGGAAUUUCAUAUGAGAGAGAACAUUACCAAUUGCACAGAUUUCACAACGAGUUUAAAGGUAGGGUAGGUGAUUUCGGAGAGGCUAGCAAUAGCAAGCUAGCUUUUAAUGCAUAAGAUCCCACCCUCCCUGCAAAUCACUCUCCAAAGCCACACCUCCUCCAAAUCACAUGAACGCGCACAGGCAAACCAGAGGCUAACCAGCGACACGAUGAGAGACUGCUUUGGUGCAGGGUUGAAUGCAACGCUAUCAGAUUAACUCGUGUCUCUUUCACCGCUUCAUGCUUAUGUUUAUUCUCUAAAAAUCAUAAGUUUUCAUAUAAGUAACAUAUGCAUUCAUAUAAAAUUCACCCAUCACUACAGUAUUGACAAUGGACCCUUUUUGCUUAUGAAACGAUUCUGAAAUGUGCUAAUGUGACCACAUCUUAAAUGCUGAUUCCGUCUGGGUCUGUGAAUUAUUCAGUGGUAUUUUAGCGUUAAGCAUAGUACUAGUGUGCAUAUCUGCCUCUCGGCCAUCAGUUUCAGGGCUACCUCUGCUCUCAGUUUUGCACUAAAGCAAAAGCACAGCAUUUUCAUUUACACCCACUCUUAUGUUUCCAUUCACUAAUAAAAAAACAACAACUCGGUUCGUUCAUCAUUAUAUUUACACUCCUUAUGAUAAAACGUAUUCAUCCUGAAAGGGUAGAUGCAUACAUUCUAGAUGAUUUUAGAAUAGCGUUGAGAAAAUGUUUAGUUAUUAGAUACUUGAGGGGAUAAACUUGAAACAAUGUGAAUAAAAAUGAUGUUUUUAUGUGAAAAUUAUUCAAGCGGUAAGUCAUCAGAGAUGCGUGCAGUUACGUGGAAAAGUUCGCUAGAAAACAAAAACAAAUAGGUGAUUUUCUGUGAAAAUAAAUCUCUCGACAAGAGCCAAAUGCGGCACUUUGAUAAGGGAAUAUGUUGUAUUUUUGUACGGGGUAUUGUGCGACCCCUGUUCUUUUUUUUUUUUCUUUCUUUUUUUUUUUCAUUUUGAGUGAGGCGAAUAUUUUUACAGUAUCGUUUGCAUUUGUGCUUGUUCUUGAUUUGCAUGGAAAAUUGUUUUCUUGUGCUUAUUUUACAAUGUUAAACAUAUAAAAGUAGUAGAUGUUUGUAAAAACGUAUUGUAGUCAUUGCUGCUGGGUGUCAGUUCAUAUGAUGAUGAUGAUGAUGAUGAUGAUGAUGAUGAUUCCACAUUUCGAGUAUACAAUGACUGUGAGUGAACUAAUGCCAAGAGCUGUAGGUCAAGGAGCACAAGCGACCUGUAAGACAUGAAAAGUAAAGCUGUAUCUGUGUGUUUGUAUCGUGUUCACCGCUCACUGUAAGAUUAGUCACAUAUACGGUCUGUACUGGUCCUUGUGUGUGCAGUGUGCGUCAAUGUGGUCGACUUCUUCAGUGUUAAAUACAUGCACCGGUUAGCAACAACGAGGUGCUCUGACAGACACCCUGUAAAUGAUUUGAUACACCAUCUGCCCUGUAUUUGUGUCUUUAUGCAAAGUCACCUUGAUAUGAACUGUGCUCUUAGGCAGUCAGGGAUGCCUUUCCUUUUCCUCACGGAACAUCAUAGAUAUCAAUUUUAGGAUAAACACCUACACUUUCCUUGUCAUUAUGGAUACUAUGUUUAGUUUUGUAACCUCUUUUUCGGUCGCCACAAGCAAUAAAUCUACAGGUCAGCAUUUAAGUGAAAACUUGGCAUCCCUGCCGCUGUAUCACUGUGUUUUACUUUGCUUUCAGACAGGAAGUAGCCAUGUCACUCAGUGCGCCCAUAUUUGUGCCAUUGUUACACAAAUUAAUACUCGGACUGAGGAUCCACGUGGGACCAAACGGCCAUUUUCGCUCCAUUUGCCUUGUUCUAGUGACAAGACCGUGUUCUUGGUGUCGAAAUGGUUUUACAUUCGUUGUGUUUUACUUUAUUGUAUUGUCUACCUCAGCACCAGUUCUUUGUGUAACUUUUAAAAGGUGCCCAAUUAUUGUUACUUUGUUUUGUGUAUACAUUUUGUAUUAUAGCCUUGUAGGGUUUUUGUUCUUCUCUUUGUUUCAGCAUAGAGAUGCUGUUUUGAAGCACUGUGUAGUGAAUUUGAUGCUGCAGAUAGAGGUGUAGAUUCCUUUUCCCUUCUCUAUGUGGGUUCAGACACAUCUCUGUAUACGUCAGUGUUCUAAAAUAAACUUGUAACAGAAAUGU